AUGUCCGCCGCUCUACGUGAAAAUGAGCUCAUUAUUCGAGCAUGCAUCCUGUACGAGUCUCUCGACCACAAACCAAUUGAGGAGUCAUACGAAAACUUCUGUAGAAAAGUUGGAAAAGACGUGAUGACGUUCUACGAAUUCGAUUUUCUGUUUUAUCAAUUUAAAAACGGGAAUCACGACCUGUAUCAUGAUCGCAGUAAGGAUCCGAAACAACUGAUGCUGUCGGAAAUGCCAAUCGACGUGAUGCCCGAUAUUUUGAAACACGUGAGUGGUGGUGAUAGAUUGGCUGUUCGAAAAGUGUCCCGAAAUCUUCGCCACAUUAUUUAAACCAUGCCAUCAGGAUUUCAUCACAUUUCACUUAUCAGGGAUAACAACUCGUUGCAGAUGAUUCUUAAUGAUGCUGAGGUUUUGUACAGUCCAAGAGAUGGUGGAUGCGAUGUCACGUAUACUCAUUAUAUUCAACAGCCUGUAGGUGGCGGACACUCAAGUCAUAUUAAGCAAGCAUUUAUUGAAGGAUUUGAUUAUACGGAUAUAUUCUACAAUGAUUUCAAAAUACUGCUGAAAAACAAAAAAAAGUGUGCCUAGACGAUUUCACGAUUCGCAUGGUCAACGAUGAAGGAACGACUUCUGAAAAAGAUGUCGAAAAUAUCACUCAUGCCAUUGAAUCAUCAAAAAUAUUUAACGUCGAUUGGGUCAAAAUUGAUGGUUUGAGCUUUGCGGAAAUCUGUCCAAUCUUGGCACAAAUUCAACCUACCAGCCUGCACUUUGAAGUGAAAAAUGGUACGAUUGGUCACGAAGACGUUGUGAAUCUUAAACAAUGGAAAAAAGCCGACAUUUUCAAUUCGUAUACCUACAUGACCAUUCCGAUUGAGAAUUUUCUACAUUUUAACCAUAUCUCCAUUAGUUUGACAGAACUCACCACUGAUGACGCGCUGAAAAUUUGUAAUAUGCUCGACUCCUCGGAAACUUUUUAUAAAGCAUCGAUCACUGUGAGAGACUUCAAUUUGAUGGAAAUUGCGAGAGUCUUCGAUCCGGAAAAUGAAAUCAUCAACGAAGAGAAUGGAAAUGAAGAACUCUACUACACAGCCGCAGAUGGCACAAAUUUCAGAAUUCAUAUCUACUCGGAACAGAACGAAAAAAAUUUGAACAUUGAAGUAUGUAGCAGUCUCGGAAGAUCAAUUCCAUAAUU
This is a messenger RNA of Caenorhabditis elegans, 1189 nucleotides long. The record is from the annotation of a RefSeq genome assembly. NCBI's taxonomy places the organism in Eukaryota, Metazoa, Nematoda, Chromadorea, Rhabditida, Rhabditidae.